This is a messenger RNA of Calypte anna (Anna's hummingbird), 3779 nucleotides long. RefSeq names its product far upstream element binding protein 1 (gene FUBP1). Gene Ontology annotation, molecular function: mRNA binding. Gene Ontology annotation, biological process: regulation of DNA-templated transcription. NCBI's taxonomy places the organism in Eukaryota, Metazoa, Chordata, Aves, Apodiformes, Trochilidae. The coding region runs from base 110 to 2146 and encodes 678 amino acids. The transcript is spliced from 22 exons. Gene Ontology annotation, cellular component: nucleus; cytoplasm. The record is from RefSeq and is a predicted model, not a curated record.
CCUCCCCGAGCACGAUGCCGCGCAGGAAUGUGAAAGGCUCCCGCCCGCCGCCAUUUUCUUUCUUUCUUGGCAGGCAGCGAGUGGGGCAGGAAGCAGUGGCUGAGCGAGUAUGGCGGACUAUUCCACGGUGCCCCCUCCUGCUUCGGGCGCGCCCGGAGGAGGCGGCGGUGGAGGUGGAGGAGUGAACGAUGCCUUUAAAGACGCGCUGCAGAGGGCUAGGCAGAUUGCAGCAAAAAUUGGAGGAGAUGCUGGCACCUCAAUGAAUUCAAACGACUACGGUUAUGGAGGGCAAAAAAGACCUCUUGAGGAUGGAGAUGGCUCUUGGACAAGUCCGAGCAGUACAACACACUGGGAGGGAAUGCCCUCUCCUUUUAAAGAUCAACCAGAUGCUAAGAAAGUUGCUCCUCAGAAUGAUUCUUUUGGAAAUCAACUACCACCGAUGCAUCAACAACAAAGGUCUGUGAUGACAGAGGAGUACAAAGUUCCAGAUGGGAUGGUUGGAUUCAUAAUUGGCAGAGGUGGAGAGCAGAUCUCACGUAUACAGCAAGAGUCUGGCUGUAAAAUACAGAUUGCACCUGAUAGUGGAGGCCUGCCUGAGAGAUCAUGUAUGCUAACUGGAACACCAGAGUCUGUUCAAUCAGCAAAAAGGUUACUUGAUCAGAUAGUUGAAAAGGGAAGACCUGCACCUGGCUUUCAUCAUGGUGAUGGACCUGGAAAUGCAGUCCAAGAAAUAAUGAUUCCAGCAAGUAAAGCAGGUUUAGUUAUUGGAAAAGGUGGAGAGACAAUUAAACAGUUACAGGAGCGGGCAGGUGUUAAAAUGGUCAUGAUUCAAGAUGGUCCACAGAACACUGGUGCAGACAAACCCCUUAGGAUAACUGGAGACCCUUAUAAAGUUCAACAAGCCAAGGAAAUGGUGCUGGAGUUAAUUCGUGAUCAAGGUGGCUUUAGAGAGGUGCGCAACGAAUAUGGGUCCAGAAUAGGAGGAAAUGAAGGGAUAGACGUUCCAAUACCACGAUUUGCUGUAGGUAUUGUAAUUGGAAGAAAUGGAGAGAUGAUAAAAAAGAUACAGAAUGAUGCUGGUGUUAGGAUCCAGUUUAAGCCAGAUGAUGGAACAACUCCAGAUAGAAUAGCCCAAAUCACAGGGCCUCCUGACAGAUGUCAGCAUGCUGCAGAAAUUAUUACAGAUCUCCUUCGAAGUGUUCAGGCUGGUAACCCUGGUGGACCAGGGCCUGGUGGUCGAGGAAGGGGUAGAGGCCAAGGCAACUGGAACAUGGGACCUCCUGGUGGAUUACAGGAAUUCAAUUUUAUUGUUCCCACUGGCAAAACUGGAUUAAUCAUUGGCAAAGGUGGUGAAACUAUUAAAAGCAUAAGCCAGCAGUCUGGUGCUAGAAUAGAACUUCAAAGAAAUCCUCCACCUAAUGCAGAUCCAAAUAUGAAGAUGUUUACUAUCCGUGGAACACCCCAGCAAAUAGAUUAUGCACGACAACUUAUAGAAGAAAAGAUUGGAGGUCCAGUAAAUCCAUUGGGUCCACCUGUUCCCCAUGGACCCCAUGGUGUAGUUCCUGGCCCACAUGGACCUCCUGGACCACCAGGUCCUGGUGCUCCCAUGGGACCUUAUAACCCAGCUCCUUACAAUCCAGGGCCUCCUGGCCCUGCACCUCAUGGUCCUCCAGCUCCGUAUGCUCCACAAGGAUGGGGAAAUGCUUAUCCACACUGGCAGCCACCAAAUCCACCAGAUCCAGGUAAGCCAGGAACAGAUCCCAAUUCAGCAGCGUGGGCAGCUUAUUAUGCUCACUACUAUCAGCAACAAGCACAGCCACCACCUGCAGCCCCUCCUGGUGGACCAGCUACAACCCAAACUAAUGGACAAGGAGAUCAGCCAAAUCCGGCACCAGCAGGGCAGGUUGAUUAUACCAAGGCCUGGGAGGAGUACUACAAAAAAAUGGGUCAAGCAGUUCCUGCCCCUGCUGGGGCUCCUCCGGGUGGUCAGCCAGAUUACAGUGCAGCGUGGGCUGAGUACUACAGGCAGCAGGCAGCAUAUUACGCCCAGACAAGUCCACAGGGAAUGCCACAGCAUCCUCCAGCACCGCAGUGCCUUCCCAGACCUUCCACCUUAGGUUCUGCUGCAAAAAAGCAACAGUGCUGAAGAUGCUGCAAGCACCAAAUCAUAGCUCAUAGAAUCAGGUCCUGAGAUAGUUACUACCAGUAAGGAGGAAUCCUUUGAGUGUAUGCCAUUGGUGAGCCGAUGAGCAUGGACCGUAGAAGGGCUCCAUGUAGAAGGUAAAAUUGGCAAAAACAUAACAGAUUUGAAAUGUAUCCCAUACAUAAUGGUGUAGGGUAUGAUUUUUGUUUUGAUCACUUUUCAUUCUUUGAAGUAUUAAUAUUGUUUGACCAUAAAUGUUCCAUAAUCUGUUAAGUUUUUUAAACUGUGAUUUAAUGAUAUAAACCAUCUACUUUAACUUAUAUUCUCCUAAACAGCCAAGGUUAGAUAUAUUGAAUUUUUUAACUAAAUUAAUAGUUGUGCUUCAGUUUCUCAAGCUACUUAAUAUUUCAGCUGUAGUUUAAUAUGUAACUUCAUUUUUGAUGUGAGAAAGGUUAGAUGUGUGUACCAUUUGAAUUUUGAUACUGUGAAUUUAGUGUUGGGGUGAGUUAUUUGUUCACUACCUUUUACAUAAUACUUUUUUCCUCAACUGUUGUUGCUAAAAUAUCAUAACAGUCUUUGAAUUAUAAGUUCAGCCAGUGGAAGGAGGUAGAGAAGACAAAGCCAGUUUAUUGGAAUGUUGCUAGUGUGUGGAAGAUGAGAUGUUCUUGUAUGUAGCAUCUGAGGUGUACUUCCAGCUUUCUCACUGCUGGGCUUAUUAGGCAUGGUGUUUUGUGCUAAGAAGGAUAGUGUUUCUUCUUCAACUCUGUCCCCAAACUCAUAGUUCUAAAGAGAAUAGAAAAUAGAUUAUUGGAACUAUCCUGAUCCUAAAAGGUAACUGGACUUCCUUAGAAAUUUAAUGAACUUGUCCAAACUUGUCAUUACAUGUUUCCUGCUCUUCUCUCUCCCUGCUUCGUCAGUCCCACCAUUUAAGUACAAUGUGAAUGAGUACAAAAAGUUUAAAAAGCAUAAUAUUCAAAGUAGGAAAAGCAUUUUCAUAUCACUUUCUGCAGCCUGUAUUUUAAUAGGAUAUGAAAUAAAAUGUCAGGUGGAUAAUCUUCAGAUCAGUGUGAUCAUAAAUCAUCUGUUUUAAGUCGUCCAGGCAGACAGAAACAUUAUUCACUUGCACAGCCUGUCUUGAAAUACUUCCAUCUUUUUACUAGUGGUAUUUCAUAGGAUGAUAGAAACUAUUUCUCCCCUGUUGUUCUCCAGAGUAAUUUUCUAGAGUUUUUCAUUGCAUGCUAAAAGCUUUUUAUUUUGCAUUUUUCUGAAAGUGGGGGGAGGAAGGGAGGACUGGGCUUUUCAGAAAGCAUACAGUUGACAGGAUUCCCUCUUCCCUAGUAAUAGCUUAUAAAACUCUUAUGUAUGCACAAUAUUUCUCUUGCGUGCAUGUGAAAUGCCUUUUCGUCCUGAGAAAAGUGUUCUCUGCAGAAACUACCCGUGUGUAAAAAGAAGAUUGGCUUUAAAAGGCAACUGUGAUGGGAACAGUGUCUUAGGGAGAUGCAGCUUGGACUUGAGGUAAAUUGAAUGCUUUACAAAAAUGUGGUUUUGAGCUUGCAUUGACAUUGUAUGUAAUCUGGGUACACGUUAACUGUAUAAUGUUUUUGUAUGGUUUUUCUCAAUAAAUGUAAACUGAUGG